Molecule: messenger RNA, 1959 nt
Organism: Lasiosphaeria miniovina
Lineage: Eukaryota; Fungi; Ascomycota; Sordariomycetes; Sordariales; Lasiosphaeriaceae
Exons: 3
Coding region: 1-1959 (652 amino acids)
Source: RefSeq, a predicted model, not a curated record
AUGAUCUUCACCUUAUACAGGAUAAGGGGAAACUGGCACGGAUGCAAUACGUCGUCACACUCGGGGUACAAGCAGACUCCGCCUCCCGGAAACUCAAACGAACGCGACGCACGCAACGACCGAACCCCACAAUCAUCUCAAACAAUCCGGUACCGAAUGGCCCGGAGAGCAGUGGCAAUGCCUCGUGCAAAUCACAAUGAUCGGGAAUCACUCAUGUCCCGGCUGGAGGAGCACGCCGGGGAGUGGAUUGGUGACAUAACGCUCCGCAAGGCCAUGUCGGUCGCGUCUUACUACUUCUCCCUGCCCAACCACCGCGGCGGAGUCGUCGAUCCGUACGCGCGCUAUUAUACCACGGAUGGGGACGAAGUCACCUUCAACGACGUGCCUCUCGCCAAGAUCGCCAAAGACGUCGAGAGCAUGGUCAAGACGAAUGUCCCUAUCGACCGCCGCACCGAAAUCUACCACAAGGUCCUCGCCGGGAUGCCGGGCCACCAGGAAGUCCCCGAAUGGGACACGAAAAGCACUGCCAGCAUCUAUGCGAAGCCCCUGACGCCCUUCUCGAAACCUCGUGAUGCCACAGUUACCAACCAGGACCUCCUCGAUGCCCUCGCCCCCGCCGCAGAGAUCACGCUCGCACACGCGAGGGGUAUCGGCAUCCAAGCCACCUGGUGGGACGCCAUGUCCAAUGGGGCGUUUUCCUGCUCCAUGUCAUUCGGCGAUGGCGUCAAAGGCGGCCGACUCGGUCGUCCCCACACUCUCGAGGACGUCCCCGUCCAUUACUUUCGCGACAGGUUGAUGGACUGGAUCGCUGAGAGCCUCAAAGGGUCCAACGAGAGGAAGCAAGUCGCGCGCAAGGCCAUCUGCCUGGACUUGGCCGACACCGAGAUAGAGGAGUACACGCGUCUUGUAGCUGAGGACCGCGAGAAGCUGAAUGAAGAGGCGGAACGCCCGUCGACCCCGCCUACGCGUGAGGAGUGGGCAAGGCAAAUCCUAGAGGACGGCGGGGUCGUCAAGACGAUCGGUCAGGCGAUGAAGAUCGUCUUGAUGAACGAGGCUGUCGAGGAAGUCGACGGGACUAUCGACUGGGAGACACCGAAGCCGAUGGGAAUCCGGCGAGGCCGGAAGGGGGUCGAAGGAUCGGUGGUUACGCCGCACUGGGCUCCGCUGGUAUACGAAGGCGGGCUCGUUCCGGAUACGCACGUGGACCGGGACUGUGACCAGGUGCGGGCCAUGAUCAAGACGUUCCUUUCGUCCUGGGAGUGGUCGGCCGAGACUUUCCGUUUAGCACUGGGGGCGAGCGUAUCGAGGGAUAAGUUCACUACAUUCCUAAAGAAGCGCGGCGCCGAUGCUGCCCAGUUGCGGUCUGCGGCAUACUUACUAAGCUGGGAGUUCUUCAAUCGGCGCCAAAAGCUAGCUCUGUCCAUCGUCGACGUGGACUUUCGGGAUGACCUGAAGACUCUUGAGAAGAAUUGUCGAAACGAAAGUCUUUCUGAGCCGCAGCGCGCCCUGGGAAAGGCCCAAGAGGAAGAGCUUGAAGCUCUGACAGAGAAACACUACAAGGAGCUGGAUGCUCUGCUAAAGGCUCAGAAGGAGCGGACUGGGGCUUUGGAUAAGACCCACAUAGAUCAAUUGAAGGUUUUGAGAGAGGCUCAGCCGAGGAGGUCGACCCGAAGAAGCAGAGCCCCUACGCACGGUCUUCGAAACGAGAGUCUGUCGGAGCAGAUGCGCGUCCUGGCAGAGGCCCAGGAGAAAGAGAGCAAGGCUCUGAGCAAGGAGCAUGAGAAGGAGCUAGAGGCUCUGCAGACCACUCAAUACCAGGAGUCGAAAACUUUGGAGAGGGCCAGCGAGGAGUCGAUGAAAGCUCUAGUCGAAGCCCAUCCGGGAAGUUCGAACCGAGGAAAGAGAGCGUCGAACGGCCCAGAUGGUAGUCGGACCAAGAGGACGCGCAGUUCGGGUUGA